AUGGGAUCUGUCUUAGAUGGUCCUCAAGAUCCUGCUAAUACUGCUAAUGGCAAUGCCAUGUGGAAGGCUUUCACUACUGUUCUAGAAGCAGAGCGGAAGACCACAGUGGGCAGCCAGCAGUUAACCCUCAAUGGGGCAACUGUGUUGGUGUGUAUCAAGCUCCUCAUGUAUUGGAUAACUGUUGAUGAUCCUGGACAGACAGGUCUUUUGGGCGCCAGCUUCGGGCCAUUUAUCAUUGAAAGCUAUAAAUGGCUGAUGCCAGACCCGCUUUCGCCGCUGCUUGUCCAGCAACAGCGUACUAACGGCUUAUUGGAAGCACUUCUGACACAUAUCAAUGUUACGAUUCCGAGUGCGCCUGUUCCUGAGCCGUUUGAGCCAACGGACAGUGCUGUGGUUAUCAACAAGCUGUGGCUCACGAGUUUUCUGAUCAUUCUUGUCGGUGCUGCAGUGGCCCUAAUGGCACAGGACUGGCUUAGGGACACAAUUCUCCAAGACUCUCGUCCACAGUCGGGUGAUACUCAGGAAUACCGCUCUAUUGCACGUCUUCGCACCUUUGCAGCCCUACAGCGUUAUGGGCUAGACCAUCUAGGAACUGCUAUUGUGGCUCUUGCGCAUGUCUCACUAGUCUUGUUUCUCAUUGGCCUCUCAUUUCUCUUUUUCUCAAUCAAUGAAUCCACUGCCAUUGUCAUGACUGUGGUAUCAGUUGCUGCUGCUUUCAUCUACAUUGUCUGCAGUGCAGUGCCGUUCUUCGAUCCUCAUUGCCCUUAUUAUACACCUGUGAGCUAUGCACUCAUCUUGGCAAUCUAUAGCCUCAUCACGAUUGUGGCAUGCUCCAUUGUGUAUAUUGCCAUUGUCUUCAUUGCUAUCGGUGGAUGGAUUUAUAGACGCCAUAUAAAGUUUCAGGAUCUUGAUCCUCGGCAUGUCUCAAUGUUUGCUUUGGAUCCGUUAUCUGCCACUCGGUCCUUGGGCCCAUUAGUUGUCUGGAUUAUUCGUUCCCGGUCCAUUGAUGACCUUGAUCGGCUUAUUGACGAUAAUGUCCGGCCACCGCAAGUUGAGAAGAUCACUGGCACUCAAUUAACAUUCCUAUGGGAUCGUAUAUGGCCCUUUCUUCUGGACUAUCCCUCUGCUCUUCGUCAUAUAUCAUACAGCAUGCUCACCUUGGAGGACCAUAACACCUCCAACUACUUUGUCAAUAUCCGGAACAACCAACAAAUACUGGCAAAGCUCUCGGUCAUCCUGCACAACAUUAAAUCUCAGGAGGAUGCAAUAGGCUCACUACGGUUCUUACAAAUGCUAUUGCUGGCGGACAACUUCACGGACAACCAGUCACAGACUGAAACGAAUCAGGACUUCCGGUGGGAAUACAUGACACACAUGCUUGAGGCCUUCCCAUUGUUCGCACAGAGACUCGGUGAAAUGAAUAUUGAAGCGCUAUGCCGGCAGGAUCUUGCAGUGCAUGCAGCAGUGGCAAGCUUUCGUUGGGCUCUCAUUGCAGCACUCGGGCGCAUAGAAGGGCAUCCCUGCACUCCUGACCAGUCAGGCUUUGUGGCCAGAAAAAAUAUUCAAUUUCUGUUCUCAGUGCUUGAUUCAGUUGAAAGUAUCCGCCUGCAUACUGUGCUGGUAGAUGAUCAUGAAGAUCUCAACUCACUCUUUGAGGAUGCAACCAUUGACCCACGGCGUGAACUCGGAUCUCGCAAUGCGUUGACACUGCUAGAGGCUGUCAAGCAUUGCCAGUGGCGCCAGUCAAUUGGUUGGGAGCAGCCUGACUCUGGCUACCUCCCCAAAGGCAUGCCAGGGUUGUGGAAAUGGAGUGAACAAUACCUUCCGAAAGGUGUUAGGACAAUCUCUUCAGCGUCCAAGCAUCUCCGUGACCUGUUCGAACAGGAACAUGUCCAGGAGUCAAUGCGGGCAGCGGCCAUAGGAAGACAAGUCGAAGAGGGCCAAGGUAUACCUCCAGCUGCCGUGAAUGCACUGCGCAAUCUUGCAGCUAUUGGAGACUUUUCGGUACCACUCAUCUAUGAAGUCGUCACUGUACAUGACAUGGUGCAGGAGAACAUCCAGCAACUUGAGCAUUGUCAUUAUCCAGUGCAGAGUCCUCAAGAUCCUACUAUACACUACAUACUGGCCGGUAACUAG
Molecule: messenger RNA, 2136 nt
Organism: Peniophora sp. CBMAI 1063
Lineage: Eukaryota; Fungi; Basidiomycota; Agaricomycetes; Russulales; Peniophoraceae
Source: the annotation of a GenBank genome assembly